Messenger RNA from Haplochromis burtoni (Burton's mouthbrooder), 1222 nucleotides. RefSeq lists its product as uncharacterized. Gene Ontology annotation, biological process: cell surface receptor signaling pathway. Gene Ontology annotation, molecular function: transmembrane signaling receptor activity. The transcript has 7 exons. Bases 158 to 1069 code for a protein of 303 amino acids. The record is from RefSeq and is a predicted model, not a curated record. Lineage: Eukaryota; Metazoa; Chordata; Actinopteri; Cichliformes; Cichlidae.
CUCAGCUGUUGUGUUUUCUUCAGACUGACUGAAGGACCUCUGAUAGACUCUCACAGCUCGCGAAGGAUUUCUAAACUGCAGCGUUUGCAGGCGGCUGUGAAAGAGCUGAAGUGAAAGUCUGCAGCUCACACUGACCCUCGGUGCUCAUCCAGACACCAUGAAGACUGCACCUGUGGCUCUGCUCCCCGGUGUGUGUGUGCUGCUGCUGUCUGCACCGACUGUUUCUGCAGUGUCUCUGUCUGUCAGUCCAAACCUUCAGCAGGUCUUCAGCGGAUCCUCUCCAGUGUCUCUGAGCUGUGAUGAUGGAUGGACGGUGAGGAGGACCAGAGGAAACCAGACUGAUGAGUGUGGAGCAGCGGCGGACUUCACUAGACUUGAUGAGUCCUCGUGUGUUCAGGACUUUAAAACAACCUUCACAGCGAUUUACUGGUGUGAAACCAGUUCUGGGCAGAAGAGUGAUGACAUCAUCAUCAGUGUUUCAGAAAAAGGAGUGAUCCUGGAGAUCCCGGCACUUCCUGUGACAAAAGGAAGUAAUCUUACUCUGCGUUGCAGGCUCAGCACUGGUGACACAGUGGCAGCUUACUUCUUCUACAGUGGACGUCGUCUUGUAUCUGGACAUAAAGAGCACACCAUCUCUAACGUGCAGCAGUCUAAUGAGGGUUUCUACUGGUGUGCUACUGAUCUGAGUGGAUCAUCUGCUCAUAGCUACCUGAGGGUCAGAGAUCCCCCGACGACCUCCGUCAGAUCAUCUGUCCAUUCUCGUGAAACCAUGUCCCCCUUCCCCUCUCUUCCCCCUCCUCCUCCUCCCACCAACUGUUCCUCACCUCCUCCUCCUGCUCCUUCUUGUGUGCCUGUGUUGAGACUCCUCUCCCACCUGCUGGCCUUUUGUAUUUACUCCAUCACCACCGGCCUGCUGCUGUCCAUCUGCUUGGACCGGCUGGCCACCAGGCGCUCAGCAAACAGACUUCCCGUCUCCGUGGAGAUGACCCAGUGCAUUGAAGAAAACUACGAGGCGGUGGUUGACAUCACGGCUGAUGCGCUCGUCGAGGACUCUGAAUACUCUGAAUGAGUCUGCUGCUCUGACUCCGCUGACGUUUCAUCACACGUGAGCAGAGGGAAGCGUCCAUCGUGCGGGAAGCUCCAGCUUCUCAUUUCUCAGACUGCACAUGUGAUACUGGGUUCUUCCCGCUCCUCAAAGUCACUUCCUGAAAGAUUUGUUACU